AUGCAGAGGCCUCAGCCUGCAGACACCCGAGGACUGGAGAGCCUUACUGAUACUUUCAUCGUCGACAUCGGGCCCAACGCAGAGCGCCUCGCGUGCCGCCGCCAGGUUUUUCGUCACCUGCGAGGCCUCAUACUCGAAACCUUCCGCGAGUGGAGAUCGCGGCAGUGGGCAGCUACGCGCCAGGCGCAACUCGCGUCGUCCGUCGCGCCGUCCGCUGCGCCGCCGCGCGCCUCCGAGCCUGGGUCCGAAGCGCACGGAGAGCGUGCGGAAGAAGCCCACCGCGGAGACUCUGGCGGCGCGGAGGCAGGGGGCGGCCGCUGCGCUGGAGAGGCGCCGCUUGCUGAUGCGCGAAAGCGAGGCGAAGCUUGCAGCUGUCGGUGCUGCGAAGGCCGUCGCAGGGCGCCAGGAGACGGAGAGAGACCGACUCAGGGACAACGGCGGGGUGUGCCGACCGAGGUCUGCACACGAUGCCGGCGAUCGCGAAGACCCGGAGCUUGUCAGGGCGAGAAGAGUGGCGAGGCACACACAUGGGUCGCUGCCCCCGCUGACGUGGCGCACGACGCCUCGCGCCCGGGAGAUGGGGCAGAGGGGACCGCGGAAGGAGACAGGCAGGCGCACGCCGACGCUGGCGCUUCUUCCUCUCGCGGGAGUAGUGGAAAAUUAGAUACACAGUCUAGCGAAGGCCCGAAGGAUGGAGAAGGCGGCGCCUCGGCGGCCAAAGACUGUCAAAGCGGCGAAGGGUGUUCAUGCGCGGAGGCCACUGCGGCAGACGGCGGCGUAUCCGCAGGUGGAGCCCAAGCGGCGGGCGCCGUCCCCUCAGGGCCUGCCGCUGGAGAGACUCCCGCGGAGACAUGCUCCCGCGACUGCUGCCAACGCGCAGCGGGCGCCGGCGGCGACGUGAGCCACACCGCACGCGAACGGGCGAGACGAGGAAGCGAAGGGGACUCCCUAGGUGGUUCGCGCCCGCGUGAGAACCCCAGCGCGCGCGAAAGGCGCACGAGCUCGAGUAGAACUGUGCCUGCAUCGUCAUCUUCUUCCUCCUCCUCGUCCUGCCUCCCGUCGUCGUCCUCGGCGUGGCCUGAAGGCGCGCCCGAGACGUCUGGGGGCUGCGGCGAAAAGCCAAGCGGGGCGACGGCCUCGUCGUCGACGUGUGCCUCCUCAUUCUCUCUCGCUCCCUGUGUGUACUGCUCCUCUUCUUCUGCCUCUUCUUCCUCUUCGUGUGGCUCUUCGCCUUGCCUUCCGGCAGCUAAGGCGGCUGAGCGCGCCGCGCAGUACCAACCCGAGGAGGACGACAUCUGCGUCGCUGUGUACCGCUACGGUUCCUUUCCGCUGCGGACGUUCCUACCCGACGGCGACUUGGACAUUGGCAUCAUCACCUUCAACAGGCACACUGGCGUCCUCGAGGGUGAAGAAGAGAGCGACGCGCUGCUCGCCGCGCUCCUGGAGGCCUUCCAGCAGGAGCGCGUCAAGAACAACAAGAAGUUCCCCGUCCGCGAAGCCUCACUCGUUGACGCCGAGGUCCGCAUCCUCAAAUGCAUCGUCGCCGGGAUCGCGGUUGACGUGUCUGUCAACAAGGUCGGUGGGUGCUGCUCGCUCGUCUUCCUCGAGCUGGCAGACAGGCGAAUCGGGCGAGAUCACCUGUUCAAGCGCUCUGUGCUUCUCAUCAAGUCAUGGUUCGCCUACGAGUCACAUCUGCUUGGAAGCCGAUCGGGGCUGUUGGCGACGUACUGCGUGGAGACCCUUGUGCUCCAUCUGUUUCACGUGUUCCCCGCUUCUCUGCUCCCGACGCCGCUGCAUCUGCUGUUUCACUUCUUCUCGUACUACUCCUCCUUUCACUGGGACCGCUACGCCGUCACCUGCUGCGGCGCGCUGCCUCUCACGUUCAUCACUCGCGCCGCUUCCUCGUCGUCUUCCCCUUCCCUCUCUGGAGAUCGGCGUCAACAGGCAGGGGGGGCGGCGCCUUUGCCCGCUCUGUCUUCUCGCCGCUCUGUGCCGGGGGUCGGGAACACCUCCUUCUCUUCUUCAGCUUCGCAUGCCCCUGCGUCGUCUGUCCCCCCUCAGCCCUCCUCUUCUCCGUCUGCAGCCUCCCCGUCCUCCCUCGCGCCGCCGCGUCCAGACGGCGCAGAGGAAGCCCCGCCGCACGCGGCGGGGGGGCGGCUUCCAGCGGCCGCGAGUGCCGCGGCGCCCUCUGGCGGGCGGUUCAUGGGCGAGCACUGGGUCGGCGUCGAGUACGAGGGCUGCGAGGCCCCGUGGCUGGUCGCGCGGCAGCGGCAGAAGCAAGAAGAGAAUGGCAGCCAGGAUGACGACCUGCAGCUUGAGCGCGCAGCUGCGCUGAUGCUGCUGAUGCAACAGCAGCAGCGCAACAUGGUCUUGGUCCCUCACCCCACGCCUCUCGCCCUCCCGGCCUCUGCGGGCACCCCGGAGGCCACCUCGGGAGUGCUGCACGGCGGCGGUCGCGGCGCUGCUGGGCGGUCGGCGCCUGCGGAGGUCGUUCUGCAGCCGCAGGGCCCCUCGAUGAACAUGGCCAGGAUGAUGGAGAGCGUCGAGUUCGUGGAGGAGUGCAGGUACAGAUUUCGCCACUCGUACGGCGCGUACGGCGCCGCCGCGGCUGCCCAGCGGGGCGCCGGUCUGCGGCCGUUCUCCGCGGCUGCGGGCGGAGGCGCGUCGUCCGCCGCGCCGUGGUGGGUAGGCAGCGGCGCGGCGGCGAGCGCGUCGUCGACGCCGUCGCACUCGACUUCUCAGGGGCCUGCUGCGUUUUCUGGUCUCGCCACCAAACGCGCGCAGCCGCAAACGGGGGGCGCGGGAGGCGGCGGCGCGGGCGCGGGCUUCGCCUCGGGGGCCGGCGCCCCUGCGGGAGCUCACGGGCGGAGGAGGUGCCCUUUCUUGUUUCGCAGUAUGAACGUCGUGGACCCACUUCACAAUAGCAACAAUCUGGCGAGGAGUGUGAGUGAAACCGCCUUCUACCGGCUGCUGCACGCGAUGAAGAAGGGCCUCCGCGCGCUCACGGGCAUCCUGACUUCGGGAGACACCGCGCAGUUCCGCACGCUCUUCCUGCCCAACUCGUAUCUCCUCCUCGAGCGCAUCAUGUUCGCCACCGUCGCCUACCCGGCGCUGCGCCCGCUCAUCUGCUUUCCCCUGCCGCCGCCGCGCCUCGGCGCCGCGCCCGGAAUGUGUUUCUCGCUUCCUGGCGCGUCCCGCCGCGAUCUGCGCCACCGGGCGCCGGCUCACGCAGGCCCGAGCGCUUCUGCGUCGCCUACGGCAUCUGCGUUCCGCAGAGGCCCCGCGGGCGCUGCGGCGACGACGACGCGGGCGAGCGAGGAAGGCCGGAGGGAGCCAGCGAGUCUGAGGCAUCCGCCGUCGGCGUCCGGCGCCCCCUGUGAGUGUCAAUGCGCACGCCACGCACAGGCGCUGGCUGCCGCGGAGCGGGGAGACGCCAAGGAGGAGCGGAGGAAGGAUCGCGCCGCGGGGCCGGAAUUUGCGAAAGCAGCUGCCUGCGCUACCGAGAAGGCAGGCAGUGGAGAGCCCAAAGGCAAGCGAGAGAGGGGAAAGCGGCGGUCGCCUAGUCCGGCGGCGCAGCGAGAUACUCCACAGGACGCCGCGCAAAGGAACGCAGAAGACCGCACGCACGCCUCGCCGUCCUCUCCGCGCGCGCCGCCGUCGACCCCAUUGCGUUCGCCACCUUCGCCGGCAAGCGCCCCGCAGCGAGAAGGGUCACGCAAUAGAGGGGGGAAGGCAGACGCGCGCCAGAACGAAGCGGCUGUGACGAGGGAGGACGGAGACGCGCGCCCCGAUCCGCCGGGCGGGUGCCCUUCUGGCGCGGUCGAGCCGCCUCAGUCCGGUCGCGCUGCUUCAGGGCAGCCAAGCGGGGCGGAGCAGGGAGACUUUCCGACGCUGCGAGGCCUCGAGCACCGUGGCAAGAUCGGCGAAGUCGAGCAGAGUGAAGCGGAGACGCCUGUCUCGGCAGGUGGAGAACGUGCCGAGGAUGAGACCCUCGCGGAGAAGGAGAGAGGGGAACCAGGGGUAGGCGAGGGCUCGCCGUCGGCUGGGUCCGCCGCCGGCAGACCUCGCCAGAGGAGUUUGUCGCUGUGCUGCGCACCGGCCGAAGGGCACCUCGAGAAGGCUUCACACAGCGGGAAGCGUCAAGGCGGAAGCGCAGAGGAGAGGCGAGGGCAGGGAGGAGGGCAGGGUGAGAGAGAGAGCCGUGCGGCGGCGGAGGCGAGCGGCUCGGCGGCGUCGCGCGCGCGCGACCUCGACGUUGCGGGGGCGCGAGCCCUGUCGCCUGUCUCCUCGAGCAAAGAGUGUGAGAGGCGCGACGGCGAUUCGGGCGAGACCAGCACGGGGGAGGAGGACGGCGCAGAGGAAGAGCCGGUCGUCGAGGACACCCUCGUUGAGGAUGAAAACCUGGAGGAUGCGCUGGCGCUGGGUGACCUCGAGGUCGCGAACCUCCUCGAUCUUUGCCAGCUCCUGCGUCAACCCAGUUGCCUCCCGCCGGACUUCUUGCAUGCGUCCGCGUCUCCUUCGUGCCCGGUCCCAGCGGUGACCGGCACCCGUGCGGCGUCGCCGUCCCUGCCUGUGUCGCGUCCCUCGAAGCUCUCUCGCGACGGGGCUGAAGCCGGCACAUGCGCAGCCGGCGAGAGCCAGCAAGGCCUGCUGCCCCUGUCUCCGACCGCGGUCGAAGGCGCCUCAGGCGGCGAGGCAGGGGACGGACGGACCGAUGAGGAAGGUCUCGACAUUUGGAAACGGCGCCUGGAACAGAUUGCAGGGUUUUUGAACGGUGAACGGACCCGCGCGCCGCUCCAACAGGCGAGCGUCGUCUGCGUGGCAGACUCCAAGAAACCGAGCGGAAAACAGACGAACGACGAAGGGCCUGAGGGCGCGCCGCGCCCGACGGCCCCGGUCGGGGGUGAUGACCAACAGAAGCAGCAAGAGCUACGCGGGAGGCAUGCCUCUGAGAGUCGCCGGGAGAGAAAAGGGAAGGGCAGAAAGCGGUCGACAGACAAGGAAUCGGCGGCUGACGAUUUGAACGAGAAGCGGGACGUAAACGACUCGCAGGCAACGCCAGAUUGCGCCUCGCGGCCUCCGGCCUCCUCAGCCCAACCGGCAGAUUCAGCAAUCUCGUCGGAGGACCGGAUCUUCUCUUUUUCUGCUCCCGUCAUGUCGAAAGAGAAGCAAAGCGGUCUGGGGCGGAGAGCUGCGUCGCGAGGGCCACGCGAAGGCAGGCCGCGCCAGGCCGAGGGCCGAGGCGAAGGCGACAACGACAAAGGGCGCAGCGAGAAAUAUCGGCGGCAGGGCAGCGCCAGCAGCGAUCCUGCGCCGUACUGCGCUUCUACUUCUCUUCCUCCUGAUGCGAGUGCCUCGCCCUUGAAGGCCCCUCGACCGCCUCACCCCCGUCUCAAGCUCCUGCUUCCUCUGUCCUCUCCACGCCUGUAUCCCUUCGGGCCCUACACUGGCUCGAGUGCUUCGUCAGGGUUUGCUUCUGGGGAGGCAGGCGGUCCUCUUGGGCAGGACGCCUCUCUUCUGGGCGCCCGCCACUCGCUUCAGGCCGAGUUUGGCCUUUUCGGCGCGCCGGCAGGCCCAGGGGCCUCGGGAGCUGGCAGUGCGGCUCCGGCCGCGCUCGGAGCAGGCACUCUAGGGCGCCACGGCCCCGCUGCGGGGACAAGCCCCGCUACGAUGCUGGGGGGGGGGCAAGGCGUGAUUGCUCUGAACGCCAGCGGGUCGACGGGGGGUGCGGCAGGGAGCGUGCACAGCGGGCUCGCUUCGUCCUCUGCCGCCCGCGGCUUCGUCUCGUCCCUCGGCCCCGGUGCCUCAGCGUACGCGGGAGGCGGCGUGUACGCGUCGCUUUCGGUCCCGGCGGCAGGAGGGAACUUCUACGCUCACGGGCACCGCCGCGGAGCCCAGGGCGGAGCCUCGACUCACGGCGGGGGGGGCCUCGCCUCGUCAGGGCCUUCGGUCGGCGACUCGGCGGGAGCCGCAGGCGUGCCGGCGGGCUCGGCUUCCACGGGGUCCUUGGGGCACUUCCGCGCCGCUCCGUUUGCUCAAGUUGCUGCCCACGGCGUCUCGCAUUCGCUGGCAGCCGCCCACCCGCCACGCUCCCGCCGGCGGAGCAGCAGCACCCAGCAGAUGACCCAGUGCGGCUCUGCGAGCGAGGAGGCCGCUGCGCCGCGGGGGGGUCACGCAGGCCGCAAUUCGGCAGCCGCGACCCGCUGCUGGACUGUCUCACACGCUGCGGGCGUGAUUGGGGCGCCUUCUUCCGUGCUGGCAGGAGCGCCGCUCGCGCGGCGCUCACAGACGGGAGCUGCUGCCGGCGACAAGGGCGGCGGCACCGAGGGCGCUAAGCGCGAGGCGGGAGGAGGAGGCCCCGAAGGCGCGACGCCUGGCCGCAGCGCCUCGCAACGCCGAAGCAGCUCCGAGAGCGAGUACGGCUCGAGCCGCUGUGGAGAUGGACGGAAGGCUGUGAGCGGCGCAGGCGUGGUGGACAAGGGCGGAGCGCAUCCGCCAGGGCCGGCUGCUGCAGGCUCUGAGCCAGCGGCCCUAGGGCUCCACUGGCGAGUCCCUCAGGGGUCGCGGCACGGCCCCGCCCCGCACGCAGGCUCAGAGGGGGGCGCCGUGGCGGCGGACGCGGGGCAGGAAGCGGGAGGCGGCGGGGCCGUGGGGGCCCGGACGGCGGCGGGGACAGCCAGUGAUGUGGGGCUGGGGCGGCAGACAGUCGGCCCCGGUGCGCGGGGACAGGAGCGAGCGCGAAGUCGGGGCGGGACAGCGCCCCCGAUGGCGGGUGGCGGUUACGAUGAACUCGGCGCGGACUCUGACUUGCCUGCACUCACCAGCGCUGCAAGCACCGGUUGCCUCUCGUCCGGUGACGGCCUCGGCAGUGACGGAGACAGUCGCGCGAGCCUCAGCGCCAGUUCGACGCGGGGGCGGUCGUGGGCCUCUGUGGCGACGGCGGCAGCGGCUUUGGCGACCGCAGAUCUACACGCGGGGGGCGCGUCACCCGGCUCGGGCAAAGGCAGCGCAGGGUCGGCGUCCCUCAGUUCUGUUAACGGAAAGGCCCUAAAACCCCGCUCACAGCGGAGUAGCAGUCUCGCGGGUGUCGCCCUAGCGCCGCCGGCGAGCUCAGCAGGUGAGACAGCGGAUGUCGCUGUUCGCUCUUUCGCGGCUCGCGCAGGAGCAGGCGCGGCAGGGGCAUCCAGGGGGAGCGGAGACGCGCGUUUGACUGCGGCCGAGGCGCGAGACGCGGGACUCCACCUGCGAGGCCUCGAGCGCAGCGCCCAGGUCACGCCGGGUGGUGGCGGAGACGACAGAAAUCGAAGCAAGGCGGAUUCGGAAAGCGGCAGCGCGAGGGCGCUACCGCAGAAGAAUGCAGAACAUGUGGAGGACGGGAGGUCCUGCCGCGGUGCACACGCCGAGGCCAGGGACCCGGUGAGCGGCCUCGACGCGUCUCCAGAAGGGGCGCCGGGGGUGCGAGGUCGCGGCGGCUUCCACGCCGCAGCUGGGGGCCCUAGGGGGGCUGCCCACGCCGACGCGAGCGGCACAGACGGCGGGCUCUCUUUGAGUCCCUCGACAGGUGCCGAGACGUCGGGCUCCACACGGUCGCGGUCGGUGCCGUACUUGCGGGCGGCGGAGAGGGCUGAGGACGUCGCCAAAGCCAGAGAGGCGCCGCACUCGUUCUCUUCGGGUGCAGUGGUUUCACACAAAGCGACAGGCUCCGCGGCCUCCAGUGGACCUGAAACCCACCCCCCCGCAACCGAGCUGUUCCCGCGGAAGCCAGGCGCGUCGCCACGCAGGCGGCCGCUGCUGCGCAGCAGCGGCCCGCAGGGCCUGGGGGCUCACAAGGGUUUCGGGGUCGACGUCGCGCGGGGUUUCUCCAGUCGGGGGCCGCCAGAAACGCUUCCCGACUUCAGUCAGCACGACAAUCUCUCGUGGCCGUCUCUCCCGGUGAGCGGCGCGAGCGAAGCGUCUGCGUCGCGGACGCCACCUCGCGGGGGUGGCGCGUCCUCUGCAUCCGCUCCCAAAAAGGAGCGCCGUAGCAGCGCCGGGGACGCAGUGUCGAGUCGCGCCGCGGAGCCGAAAUACCACGAAGCAAGCAGCAUGUCUGGGCAACAAAAUUCGCGCGCAGGCUCCGCGGAGAAGCUCGCGGACGCCGAGGGGCCCCAGAAGACGACUUGGGCCGUGCCUGUGCAGCUGCCGUCGCCGGUCCACCGAAGGCGGGGCGCCGACUGCAUACCCAACGCGUGGAGCUUCGACGCUGCCGCUAGCGCGCCCGCCGCCGCGUCUCCGAGCGGCCGUCGUUCGGAAAAGCCCCUCGAAAAAGCUGCGGCGCAGGAUGCGGCGAAUGCCCGCGAGCGCGGCGGGCGGGGUUGGCGGUCUCAGUCCUGCGAGGCGCUCUCACCUUCCGAGGGAGAGUCCCAGGCGACAGUGAGCGCGGCGGGGGACGAGACAGGAGGUGAAGAGGAGCUCGGGAGCCGCGACAGGCCCUCCUGCUUCCAGCCUGGCUCCGCUGAGCGUAAUAACGCGUUGAGGUUGCCUGUGCCUAACUGCGGGGCUCCGCGUUCCAGCGAGGCUCGCAGUCAAAACGACGCAGCGGCAGGCCAUGUUUUGGUCGCAGAGGCGGCAGUCGAGCAGCUGGGCCGUGGGGGGGGCGUCCGGAAUCGGGAGCGAGGGGACGCAGGGGAGGGUUCAUGGGCUGCGCGCGAGAGCGCUGACCAGGCGGCCUUCCCUCGAAGGAGCGCAGCUGAGAAGGGCAGCUCGUCUCUCACCGAUGCGAGCCCAGCCGCGGGCACAGGCGCCUCACAGCACGGAGGCCGACGAGGCGCGCGAACGGCGGGCAUACAGAAGGACGGGAAAGGGAGUGCGACCCCAAGUUUGCCCGCCGCGUCCUCAGGAUAUCAGGAGAAGCCCGGCUCUGUCGUCCCCGUCAUUCUCCCCUCCGGACUCGUCUCCGCGCCCGCGGCCGUCUCGAUUGGCGCGGCAUCUCCCGCGGCGGUCCCUGUGGCUCCGUCCUUCGCCGCGGUUGCGGCGGCCGCCGCCGCCGCCACGAACCCGAGCAGCCCAGAGGCCGCGCCGAAAGGCCCCGCUUUCCCGUGGGGUGCGGGCGCGAGGACGCGGGGCGGCACCGCCCCGGCGGCGGCGUCUGCAGACGGCGACGAAGGUGCGUCGCGCCGCAGGCAGGCAGCCUGGGGGAGAGCUGCGAGCGGGCUUGAAGACAGGGAGGAAAGGGCGACGCCGGUUGGGGGCGACCGGAGCGGAGAGAGGCGCAGGGGAGAUGGUGGGGCUCCAGAGGGAGGGCGAUCGGCCUUCGACGGAGGCGACCGCGAGAAGAGGGCGUCAUCAGCUGCUUCAGCGGACUGCGUUCAUGAGACGUCCAGCCGCGAGGGCCGUCCGCCGUCCUCGGCGACGCGUCGCGCGUCGGUUUCUUCUCAGACUUCCACUCUCUCGUCUCCGCCGUCGUUCUCCGCGCAGGUGUCUUUGGGGUCUGUGCAGCUGCCUGAGGGGACCGGCUCGUCUCAAGCGCCGAAGCGGAACUGGGCUGCCGUCGUGUUGACGAGCCCGGCGCCCUCCAAGGCCUCGCAGGGGAGAGACGCCCCAGCCGCUUCCGCGGUUCUCAAAGACAAAGCGAAUUCAGCAGGUGAUUUUGAAAAGCCGAAAGGCAGGGAUCCUCGGGGGGGUCUGCCGGCUCUGGUACUUCCAAGGCGCGCGCGGCAAAGGCGACACCCGCGGGACCCGGCGGAGACCCGCCUCUGGCGUCGACAGGCUCGGCGAUGUCGAGCAGGGCUGCGGCUGUCGCGUCUCGCUCGUCUGCGGUCCCGGCCGACGAGGGCUCGAGCGCAGCGUCCCAGCGUCUAUCGGAAGGAGACACCACGGGGAAAGGCGAGGACGAAGACAGGCGACGAGAAAAGGACGCGGCAGAGAAUGGAGGACAGGCUUCAUCCCCGGCUUCUGCAGGGCAGUGGGCGACGAAAGGGCCUUCGCUUCUCUCGCGUGUGUCAGGCUCUCCCAAGGCGUCUGCGCUUUCUCCUUCAGUUUCCGCGAAAGAAUCGGAGCCGCGAAAGUCUCCCGCGUCGAGUCCAGGGCCCCAAAACUCCAGCUGCGACCUCGCGUCGUCACGUGACGGACCGGCUUCUGUUCCGGCCUCAGCUUCUCCUUCGCUGUCUGCGGGUGCGUCUCCAGGGAAUGCAGGCGAGACGUCAAGCGUGA
This is a messenger RNA of Besnoitia besnoiti, 10191 nucleotides long. RefSeq lists its product as uncharacterized. The record is from RefSeq and is a predicted model, not a curated record. The coding region runs from base 1 to 10191 and encodes 3396 amino acids. NCBI's taxonomy places the organism in Eukaryota, Apicomplexa, Conoidasida, Eucoccidiorida, Sarcocystidae. The transcript has 4 exons.